Molecule: messenger RNA, 318 nt
Organism: Guillardia theta CCMP2712
Lineage: Eukaryota; Cryptophyceae; Pyrenomonadales; Geminigeraceae
Exons: 4
Molecular function (GO): disulfide oxidoreductase activity
Source: RefSeq, a predicted model, not a curated record
ACGGAAGAUCAGGCGCCAGCUCAGAUCAGGAGCAUAAUCGAUCGUUACCCGAUCGUGUUGUUCAUGAAGGGAACUAGACAGGCCCCGCAGUGCGGCUUCUCCGACGCAACUGUCGCCCUCCUGGAUCAGCUGCAGGUGGACUACGAGUGUAUCGACUGUCUGGAUGAGGAACGGAACCCGGGCUUGAGGGAGGCGAUCAAAGUCUUCUCGGAAUGGCCGACGAUUCCGCAGCUGUACGUUGGAUCGGAGUUCAUCGGAGGAGCAGACAUUUGCCGCGACAUGGCGGAGGCAGGAGAGCUGCAGGACGUGAUCGAGAAG